Paraphaeosphaeria sporulosa is the source of this 1171-nucleotide messenger RNA. Its product is annotated as NAD(P)-binding protein. The transcript has a single exon. The record is from RefSeq and is a predicted model, not a curated record. Gene Ontology annotation, molecular function: oxidoreductase activity, acting on the CH-OH group of donors, NAD or NADP as acceptor. NCBI's taxonomy places the organism in Eukaryota, Fungi, Ascomycota, Dothideomycetes, Pleosporales, Didymosphaeriaceae. The coding region runs from base 94 to 807 and encodes 237 amino acids.
CCCCGGCAAGAGCAGAGAGCGAAGAAAGACGUGACAGGCCGCGAGUGAAACGAAACACAUCCUAAUUCUACGACGCCAGUCGCACACAGCACAAUGCCGACCUACUUCCUCACGGGCGCGAAUCGCGGCAUCGGGCUCGAGUUUGUGCGCCAGCUCUCGGCAUCGCCGUCCAACAGCAUCAUUGCGGCCGUGCGCUCGCGGAAGAGCGACAUCGACGCGCUCAAAGAGCUCGCGCGCGCCAACGCAAACGUGCACGUGAUCGAAUGCGACGUCUCCUGCACCGAAUCCAUCGCCAGCCUCGAGUUCCGCGUCGCAGAGAUCCUCUCCAAGACCGGCUCCAACCUCAACUACCUGUUCAACAUUGCCGGCAUCAACGCGUCGUCGUCGGACACGUCGCUUUCCAUCGACCCCGCCAGCCUGCAGCGCCACAUGGACGUCAACGUGCUGGGCCCGGCCAAGAUCGUCGAGACGCUGCGGCGCUACCUCGCGCGCGGCGCCAUCGUCAUGAACAUGUCGACGGGGCUGGCGAGUCUGACGGUCGCGCGCGACGUGUCCAAGUGCUGCACGUACAGCAUCAGCAAAGCGGCGCAGAACAUGCUGAGUCUGCACCAGGCCAGGGACCUGCGGCGGAGUCACGCGAUUGUCAUCUGCAUGGAUCCCGGGUGGGUGAAGACGCGGAUGGGGGGCAAGGGCGCGUUUGUGGAGCCCGAGGUGAGCAUUUCGGGGAUGCUCGAGGUUAUUUCCGGGCUGCGGAAGGAGGACAGCGGCAAGUUCUUUCGGUUUGACGGGGGGCAGAUUCCGUGGUAAUGGGUGUGUGGGUUGCGUGGUGGGGUGGUGGGAAGUAAUGCUACGGGGAGGGGGUAAUGGAGAGAGAAGGUGGUAAUGGAAGGAGAAGGAGAGGAGGGCACGCGAGGGCGCGCGCGAAUGACGUGACGCGUGCCUCGGCUUCAGGGUCCCGCCAGCACACCAUCUGCUGCAUAAUACAGAACAUCUGCCACUUCCCACAAACGUGCCAGCCGCUCUCGACACAGCCCUCUCAAUGCCUCAGACCCGCGGCCAGAGACGCAGCGCCGACAUGGAAGCCGCUCUGAAAACCUUCUUUUCCGCCUCGCGCUUCGCCGUCGCAGGCGCCUCCUCAGACCCCUCCAAGUACGGCCACAAAGGUAAAGUC